Messenger RNA from Necator americanus (New World hookworm), 243 nucleotides. RefSeq lists its product as uncharacterized. Lineage: Eukaryota; Metazoa; Nematoda; Chromadorea; Rhabditida; Ancylostomatidae. The record is from RefSeq and is a predicted model, not a curated record. The transcript is spliced from 3 exons. Bases 1 to 243 code for a protein of 80 amino acids.
AUGGCGUCCUUCCACCCAGCGCUAACAGGUGACGAAAAAAAUCAGGGGAUUUGCGGAGGGAGACUGGUUGUCUGCGUUCGCACGGCUGAUGCUUCGAAACCACCAACGGGCGACCAUGCCGUUCAUCUUUCCGAAAUUCACAAAUCAGUACCAGAUUUGUCCGCUAGUACGGACAAUCACCGAGAAUUGAACAUGAUUGCGCUAAUACUCGUGAUCUACAUCUCUGACCCUAUCUUUCUGUGA